CGUUCGGAUUUCAGACUUUACUUCGGAGUUCGGAGUCUUCGGACUUCCCAGUUUUUAGGAUUCGGUUUUAUUCGGAUUGUUCAAACCUUGUUUCCGUUCGAAUUAUAGAGAACUGCGACAAUGGCAAAGAACUGGUAAAUAUUUAUACCUAAUAUGUGGGCAGGUGAACCUGAAGUCACUAAUAUUGCGAGUUGGUUUACUCAUCGUUUAAAUCAUUAAAAUAUGAUUAAAUGGUUGUAUAGCUUGGGUGCACAGACGUCUAUGUUUUUCGGACUUUUGUCACUUUUCCGUUAAUUUUAACUGUCAUAAUGUACGACCGUUAUUUACGAACACACGCGGACCCUACCGAGUCGUUACACUAUCAGAAUUCUGCGUCGUCAAGCCAAAAGCUAUCGUACUCUCAACUAGCCGUUGGUGGCAGCGGGGCUCCUGGCGCGAAAAUUGCGGAGCCUUCCAAUUUUGGUCGUGAUAUUUCAACAGAAAUUUCCAGACUGCCCCUGGAUCUUCGUUUCGCCAAAUUAUUUAACAUUUUCACGCGCUCCGAUUUUCGCGAUCUGCAGGAAAUUUAUUAUCCAGCCGCUGUGGAAGCCGUGUUCGGAUUCCAGUCUUCCUCGUCUACAUAUCGACAGCAGCAUGCGGUGGUCUCGGGUCAGUUUCAGUCCGAUCAGCCGUAUAUUCCUGUGUCGUUCUGCGAUAUCAGUCAGAACUACAAGCUGGUUUACGAUGCGGGAUUCCAGUUGCUGAACACGGAUGGACCCAUUUUCCGCUUCCUCAUCUCUGUCUCGGGCGGACGCGUUAGCACCUCUCCGCGCUACUAUUUUCCCAUCUCGUGCUUGUCACAUGCCGUCCGAAAGAGCUUGGAAAAUGGCAGCAUACCAUCGUGGUAUCGCGAUAAAGUUCCUCAAAACGCCGAAUUAUUCUCGGGUGACGGACUGGAUAGCUCGGCGGCCAUUUCCCUGAGUGCUUUUGAAUUUUAUUUCGCCCAUUUUGCCUAUCAUCUUGUUAAUCCGGAUUUACGCACAAACAAUCCAGCGGAACCAGACUGCUUAUUUAUGGCGCUGGUGGAUAAUUACAGUUCAGUAUUUUUUAAUGCAUCCGCAAUUUUGGAUAACCAGCGUUUCGCGUCGAGUCAUUACGCUGGUGGCGGCCCACUUCGCAGAUCUUUGGGGUUUUUUCAAAAUUCUCGAACGGGAACGGAAUCAGGCGAACCACUCGGUCCAUUACCUCAAACACAUCCGCUCGCAACAUCGGAAAAUUUGGAAUGCCUUAUCAAUACGUUCGUAGAGUUUUGGCUCAAUACUAGCGGAUUUACUUCGCAAAAAUACAGCAGAAAAUAUCCAUCGACACCGCGUUACAGCGAUCGUGGGCGUCAUUCUCCGUCAUUUGGACAAUCUCCACUGUCGCCUGGAGGAUCACGACGUCGGCAGCCCGUUUUGCAGAAUGUUCCGACGGUAUUUCCACCCACAUGUGCCGUACAGGCUUUCAGGCAGAUCGUGAAAGUUCUGCACGAAUUCGCUUACGCUCCGGUCGUUGAACGGGCAUACCAUAAAAACAUGGAGACAAAUUUACUGGAUAUCAAGCGUCACAUCAUACCUCAAUUGGUACAGCGUCCACUGUAUGAUUUGUUGAAGCUUACGAUGCGAAAGUAUCCAAUGGAUGCAAGCUUCCGUUAUAUCUAUGAGCUGUGGCUUACUUACAUCCAGCCAUGGCGGUAUGAAAACGUGCUGACGGAUAUCCCCAAUAGCGAUGAUGUUGUUAUCGUGUCAAAGGAUUAUCGGUGGUAUUCUUUUAUUAUGGAAAAUCUGCUGUUUUAUACUACGCUAUUCCAGAACUUCGUUGAUCGCAUGCUGCGUGUGGAUUUCUCGGUUCCGUUUAAUACUCUGGCUGUUUAUCGCAUUGGGAAAGUUUUUUGCGAUACGGAAAUGUAUCAGCUCAUUCGCAAUGUGGAAGACCAACUGUUUGGCGUCAAAAAAGUAGCACCUCUUCGAUCGGGAAGUUCACCUACGAAAAGUAUCGUGAAAAACCAUUUAGCGGAUUUGGAAGGACCGGCUUACAACUACAUCUCCUUCUACGACGCAGAAAAUAUUACGAAAGUACGGGAACUGCUGAAAGUGUUAGUCGCCGCUGAACGUCGAAUUUCCCGCAAAUUGAUUGACAGUCGUGCACUACGCGUCCACAAUCGCGCGGAUCUGCAGUAUUGGAAGGAUCUCAUUGUAAAUGGACUUAAGCAGUUGUUUGGAUUGGUUGCCGGUCCGGUUCUUGGGAUGAAACUGCAGCCGUUGGAACUUGAGCGAAUGUCUAAGCAUAUUACAAAAGGCAUUGAAUGUUUUUCUGCCAUAUUUGCGAUUCAGUAUGAAGAAAUAUGCGAGGAAGAGGGCGAACCGGUGGUAGUACCAGCUAGUUCUGGUGAAGCAGAAUUCCUGUUGGAUCGACCACUUGCCCAACCAGCUGAUUCUGUCAACCGGUUACGGUCUGUCUCCACCAAACGACGCCAGUCGGUUGUGGAUUCUCUGGAAUCGUCUCGGGUCUCUUACAUCACUGAACCGGAAAAUCAACCAGCACGAACAUGGGAAAUUGCGUUUUUAAUUCCUCUACUAAGCGGUCUUUCGCACCAUUUAAAUAUGCUAUAUGGAUCGCAGAUUGAAGAACUGUACAACAGACAGGAUUUCCAAGCUCGGCUGGUUCAUCCGCUGAUUCAACCACCUCAUACUCCGGUGCAAGUUUAUGGCGAAGUGCACGGGUCUGCGUUGCCGCCACGAAUUAGUUUACGUCCAUUGGCCAGUACGUACGUGGUGGGGACCAUUGUAUUCUUGUGGUUUUUCUUGUGGACCACCGAUAUCGGAUACCUGCGGGGCGGGCUCUUUGUCGUCUUUAUUUUAGCGGCGUAUCUGGUGUCCAAUGCCAUUGUGGAGCCUUAUAGGGAUAGACCGACUCGUUCGUAAAUCGUAAUGUACGGCAUGAAGUUGGAAUCUUGGGGAGGCCUGCAUUCCGGGUUCUCGCUUUGCGGAAGUGUUGAAUGUUGCUCAUCUUGUAUCCAUUGGGCGGUUUUUAAUUGCAUUAUUUGGUUUCGUAUUCAUGCUUUGAUGGUCCUCUUUUGAUGGCAUUUGGGAUUUUUUGAGUUGCAUAUGCAUAACUAAGGGCUACAGAUGUGUCCCUGCACGAAAAAUGGUUAUUCAGAUUAUCCAAAAAUAUGGAGCUGUGGCUUCCACAAACCGCAAAAACCAUGAAGUAAGAUAGAAUUGUUUCGUGGACAACAAAAAUGUUUAUUAAAUU
Messenger RNA from Paramacrobiotus metropolitanus, 3273 nucleotides. RefSeq names its product sphingomyelin phosphodiesterase 4-like. NCBI's taxonomy places the organism in Eukaryota, Metazoa, Tardigrada, Eutardigrada, Parachela, Macrobiotidae. The transcript is spliced from 13 exons. Gene Ontology annotation, biological process: sphingomyelin catabolic process; glycerophospholipid catabolic process; ceramide biosynthetic process. Gene Ontology annotation, molecular function: sphingomyelin phosphodiesterase D activity. The record is from RefSeq and is a predicted model, not a curated record. Bases 309 to 2942 code for a protein of 877 amino acids.